AUGACUACAACACCAACUUCUCCUAAAUUGCAGCUCCAAGAGGAGAUGAUGGAAACUGUGUCAAGUUCCAUCUUGGGCAACACUGAGUCUCUCGAAACUGGGUCUAUCCUUAAGCCUGAGGCUGAAGAGAUACUGAAAGGGGAAAGUCAGGAGACAGAGUAUGUGUUAUCCAGUCACAUUGAAUGUGAAAAAAGUGCAGAGAUGCCAGCUCCUGAGGAGCCACACUGCUACAUCUUUGGGAGCCAAGAAGCGAGAAUAGAUGAGAAUGCUGCCCAGAGUGCUGCCACAUGGCGCUGGGAUGUUUUUGAGUCUCAGAAAAACUUAAAUGAAGAAGCCCCAUGGGGGUAUGGAGUCAAGGACCCAGCCCCUGUAGCAUCCUGGGGUGCCGUUGCAGAAAGGGCCGAAGGUGAUGACGCUGCUUCAGCUGCCAAGGAUAAACAGGAAGACGCCCACAGCCUGCUGACAGACCUCCAGCCUCACGAGAAAAGCAGUCUGCUGAGUCACAUCUCGGGUGGUGACAAGCCACUGCUGUCACAGCAAUGCUCCACCUUCAGCCAAAGCCAAAGUUUCAUCUCAGACCCUGAAUCAGCUCCCUUUCCGCCCAGUUUUUAUCAUUCUAUGAUGGCCUCACGUUUUUCACAGCACAGCAGUGGUAAUGGCAAGGAGCCAGUGAACAUCACCCAACUCACCAAGCAAAUCCAGAGCCUCAAACAGAGAAUUAAGAAAUUUGAAGAAAAGUUUGAGCAAGAGAAGAAAUACCGGCCAUCACAUGGUGACAAGAUUUCUAAUUCUAAAGUUAGGAAAUGGAUGAAUGAGUUAGAGAAAAAUUGUAAGCAGCUUAAAGAACUAAAGCUGAAGAUGAUGCUUGAAAAACAAGGGAGUGCCAUGAAAGGCCUCUCCAGAAGCCUGUAUGCGGAGUAUCCCAAGGGGCCUCAAGAGAAAGAGAUGCCUCAAACCAUGGACACUAAGCCAAGCUCCUUCAGAGCAGGAGCUUCAUGCCCGCAAAGAAGAGAGCUGUCCCCAAAGAAGGGCAUUCAGGAAACUAAGGAAGUCAGGAAGCCAUCGGCAACUUACAGUCGACACAGAGUGAGCAAGUCAGCCUUUGCAAGGCGGUCCGUCAUUCCAACAAUUCAGGAAGAGGAUUCAGAAGACAAUUGUGCCCAGGGAAGUCAGCCAAGUCCUUUGCCAGAUCAGCUAUUGCACCUCAAUGUUGGUGAUUGUCAAGGCUCCUCUAAGGAAAGUGAGCCUUUUAAGAUCUUACAACCAGAGGAAAACAAGGAAAUCAAACCACCUACCAUCUCUAUGUCUGUUUUACACGAAGCCACCCUGCCUGUCCUUCUUGACCAGUUCCGAGAAGCGAAGGCUGAGAAGAGGAGACUGCAGCGAGUCAUAAAAGGAUUUGACGAUGGUGUUUCGAAACAAGCAGGAAUAAAUCCCCCAAAGGAACGUAGAAGACCACUCUCAGCUGAAUACUUGGAAUACAAGGCCAUCAAAGCCAGGCUGAAAUUAUUAGAAGCCCUCAUCAGCAAAAAAGAUAAGGACCAAGCAAUGUGA
Molecule: messenger RNA, 1554 nt
Organism: Suncus etruscus (white-toothed pygmy shrew)
Lineage: Eukaryota; Metazoa; Chordata; Mammalia; Eulipotyphla; Soricidae
Product: protein FAM13C-like
Exons: 1
Coding region: 1-1554 (517 amino acids)
Source: RefSeq, a predicted model, not a curated record